AUGUCGCGCAAUAGCUUCGGCUGCAUGGAAUCGGCGCCGUCCAAUGACGCCGAGGACGAAGUAGAGUAUUAUGUGCCCGAGGCCGCUCGGGACGACGACGUCCUUCCCGACUCCCUGGAGGAUGCGCUUGCCACCGCAGCAUCUGCCACGUCCCAGGCCUUGGAUCAGGGCAUUCAGAAGGCGAUGGUCGAGGUCCUGCUGGGCGAGUUCUGGGACCCCGCGUCCGGCCCCAUCUACUCCCAGCAGGGCGACGGCGCCCGCUUCUGGCGCCUGGCCAAGCAGUUCCUGGACGCGCUGCGUGCGCUGCGCCCCGACGCGACCUUCCGCGUCGUCUUCCCCGACGUCGGCGUCGCCGCCAUGCUGAAGGGCGAGUGGACCGCCCCCGGCGUCAGCCUGGCCUCGCUGGGGGACAGGGCCCCCGCGUCCCCGGACGACGACGUGGUCGUGCUGCUGGGCCCGGACCCGCAGGGCGUGUCGGCCGUGGGGCGGCUGGCGCGGGGGCUGGGGCCCGACCAGGCCCUGGUCAUGUACAACCCGCGGCUGGCCAGCGGGGACGUGGGGGUGGGGUUGAACGUGCGGCGAAUGCGCGAGGGGCUGCUGGCGGGGUUCACCACCGCCUACCACCUGCGCCCCAUCGGGGAUACGGGCAGCCUCUUCAAGAUGUACCCGGGCAGGUGGCAGGUGUUCUUGGAGGAUGCUUCCAGUCCCGGGCGAUACAGCCUGGUCAGGGAGCUGGGGUCCAAGCCGCCCUACGAGGACCUCAUGCUCAUAGUGGAGGAGCACAUGCGGACGAGCGCGGGGCCUGGAGACUCGGAGGCUGGGGCGGCACCCGCCGAGGGUCCAAACGUGUUUGAACAAGUCGGCCGGACGGUGGCCAACCUCCAGCGCUUUGCGCGCUCCCUUUCCAAGUAA
Messenger RNA from Auxenochlorella protothecoides, 912 nucleotides. RefSeq lists its product as hypothetical. The coding region runs from base 1 to 912 and encodes 303 amino acids. The transcript has 4 exons. The record is from RefSeq and is a predicted model, not a curated record. Lineage: Eukaryota; Viridiplantae; Chlorophyta; Trebouxiophyceae; Chlorellales; Chlorellaceae.